AGUGGGUGUGUCUGCACAGCCAGAGAGAGAGAGGAGCGAGGGGAACAGCAUGUGCCUCUCUCUCGUCUGGCACUGUCACCCCUGGAUCCAUCACACGUGUUUUCAAACCUCUCUCCUUGCUUUGCUGGCUCACUUUCCCUUCGUCCAUGCGCCCCAUGUGUCCCUCCCCAUCUUCUCACCUCUUUUCUUUCCACGUGGCCCACAGCGCUCUACUGCGACCACGGGGGCCUGGCUCACAUCCCGGCCCGCCUGCCGGACAGAACCCAGUACCUGUUCCUGCAGGGCAACAACAUCUCCUCCCUGUCCUCCUCGGUUCUGGGCAACAUUACGGGGCUGCGCUGGCUCAUCCUGGACCACAACCAGCUAGAGGGCGACGGGCUGGACCGCGCCGCCCUGCAGAACCACACGCGCCUGCGCCACCUGUUUGCCAACCACAACAAGCUGAGCUCGGUGCCCAGCGCGCUGCCGAGCGGCCUCCGGCAGCUGCGUCUGGCCCACAAUCGAAUCAGCAGCAUCGGCCCCGGGGCGUUCCAGAACCUGCGCAACCUGACGCUGCUGCUGCUGCAGGGAAACCGGCUGAAGAGCAUCGCAGAGGGCGACCUCAAAGGUCUGGUCCGUCUGAACAUGUUGGACCUCAGCAGGAACAUGUUCUCCACUGUCCCCAGUCAUUUGCCGCCCUCCAUCCAGCAGCUCUAUCUGUCCAAUAAUUCCCUCUCAGCGCUGAGUAAGGACAGCUUCGCCAGUCUCCUCAACCUUAAGUUUCUCCGUCUCAGCCACUGUGGCUUACAGAGCCGCAGCGUCCAUGAGCAGAGCCUCAACCUCUCCAGUUUGGUGGAACUGGACCUUUCCUACAACAGACUCACAGCCAUCCCCACGGUCCCCACCAGCCUGCAGUACCUCUACAUGGAGGCCAAUGAAGUGCAAGGUGGGGUGAACACACACAAGCUGCGGAUGCAUUCACAUCCCCAGUGGAAACGGCAGAUGUGGAACUGACGUCAUGUCUGUCCCACACGUUCGUACAUUUAUAAUGAAUAAUAUCUAUCAGGAUGGAGGGGGCCUAAGGGCAAACCCUGCUGUGAAGGAGCAGUAAUGUGGAAAAUGUUGAGAGAGGGAGAAAAAAGUCCUUGACACAUAUUGACACAGGAGAGACUGGGAUUGGGCAGCGAACAGGGGAGGUUCAUCAGACGUGGGCGUAGAAGGAUAAACAACUGGAGGAGGCAGUCACACUGCUGGGGGCAGGUCAGGCUGUUGGUGGCUCGGAACCAGGCCGGGUCCAGCCGUCCCUUGAGGCUCAGCACGCUGGGCUCACCCAGUAGGCGGUUGAUCCACAGAGGGACGCCCCCGUAGUCCAUGUCAGGGAGGACGGUGGCCGAGGCAGAGUGACCCAAAAGCAGCAGCACCAACGCAACCCGGCACGAAGGAGCCAUGGAGC
This is a messenger RNA of Betta splendens (Siamese fighting fish), 1432 nucleotides long. RefSeq lists its product as uncharacterized. NCBI's taxonomy places the organism in Eukaryota, Metazoa, Chordata, Actinopteri, Anabantiformes, Osphronemidae. The transcript is spliced from 3 exons. The record is from RefSeq and is a predicted model, not a curated record. Gene Ontology annotation, molecular function: protein binding. The annotation marks the transcript as partial.